Messenger RNA from Psilocybe cubensis, 3594 nucleotides. RefSeq lists its product as uncharacterized. The record is from RefSeq and is a predicted model, not a curated record. Lineage: Eukaryota; Fungi; Basidiomycota; Agaricomycetes; Agaricales; Agrocybaceae. The transcript is spliced from 4 exons. Bases 1 to 3594 code for a protein of 1197 amino acids.
AUGAAUAAGAAUCCGUUUCUUCCGGCGCCCUCUUUUACCCCUCAGCAGCCUCCGUUGCCUCCUGGUCCUCCCCCACCUCAGCCGACUCAAGCAGAUUAUUCCGCCUGGUGGGGAGGCGGCGCUGCACACCAACCGCACAUACAACAGCCUCCAACUGUGGGUCCAUAUAAUCCUAACCCACAAUGGGCCCCGCCGCAGGCUCCCAGACCUCCUGCCGAACAGAGUGCAUUGUAUGCUAACUAUGGAUAUGGACCUCAAAACAACCAAUGGCAAAGGCAACAGCAGCAGCAACAACAACAACAACAACAGCAACAGCAAUAUCAUCAACCGCCACCAGUAAUGCACCAGCCUCCACCUCCGCCAGCUCAGCCAGGCUACAAUCCUUAUCAGCCUACCGCAGGAUAUCCUCAACCAUAUGUCCCACAGCCAGGCCCACCUCCACAGCCCAUGGUGCAAACUGCAUAUCCUCAUCCUCCGUCACAACCCCAGCAGAUGUAUGCUCCUCCUAUGGCUGCUCCCCAGCCGCCUCAGCAUCAACAGCAUCAGCAACCAACUCAGCCGCGCAAUCAUCAUGCUUCGCCGCAACAUCUGCCUCCCGCAAAACGUCAAAGGUUUGACGGUCCAAAUCCUAAUAACAGACAACAUCAAGGCCAACAGCACCAUCAACAACCUCCACAACCCCAAUUUCAGCCUCCUCCCGCUCCCCCUCAGCAUCCAAGUGGUUUUGCAGGACCCAACCGUGGUUCUAUUCCAUCUGGACCUGGAGGGAGGAAUGGCGGUCCACCAAAUGGCCCUGGAGGUAGAGGAGGAAGUAACGCGGGAGGGCGAGGAGGUCGCAGCAACCAGCCAUCAGGGAACAGAGGCGGUGGGAUGGCUGGUGGUAGAGGACGCGGAGGAAGCUUCGUUGGUGGUCCUUCUGGGCGUGGUGGAGCAGGAGGUGGUCAACCUAAUGGGCCGCUGAGAGGCCAUGGUUCUCGAGGCAAUUUUGGAGGAGGCAACAAAGACUUUCAUAAUCGACGUGGCGGUGGAGCGGGUGGUUCUUUCAACAAUGGGCCCGGGGGUGGUGGAAAUUACUCUCAUCAAGGCUCUUUCCGAGGUCGCAACCAAGGUCCUACGGGUCCUAGUAGAGGAAACAGGAAUGACGCAGGUUCUAGUAACGCGUUUGCUUCAAGGGAAGCUACUGCGACAUCCAGUUUUGGCGGUAAGAAAGAUGAAAAUAGACGAACACUCACAGACUUUAAGAUUGUUGGUCUGGCUAUUUCUGAUUUGGGUUGGACUUGGGGUUCAGUUCCGUCUGCUGCUGCAAAGGUCGAGGAGGUUGACCAUCCUACGGAUGUUGCUGGAGCGUCUGAUAUAGGGGUCAAGAGUGAAGUCGUGGAGUCUGAUAUUGCAUUGGCUACUGUUAAAGAUGAAAGUCAGCCAGAGAGCAAAACGGGGAUUGUUCAGGCUUCUCGGAAUGAUGAUAUGGUGGACAGCAAACCGUUACAAGAGUCUUCUCGGAUGCGUGUCUCGUCAGACACAAAUGCAGGCGGCAGUCAACCCCCUCCAUCUCGGAUUCGCAUCUAUUUUCAUACUCCUGUGACUGCUGAUGACUCUCGCCCUAUACCACACAACUCUUCCUAUGGGGAUGCUCCUUCUGAUUCAAGGAAAGGAAAACGCAAAAAGUUGGAAGAUGACGAUGGAGAUUUGGAAGAGCGUCGUGCCCCUCCGCCGCCGCCGCAGAUGGCAAGUUCGGUCAAUGAUGAUCGUGCUAGUGCUGCUCCGAGCGUGGCUGAGACAGCCAGUGAAGCUGAUUGGCUGAUGGCAGCAAUUGUUGAAGGAGAGGAAGAGGACGCCGAUGCAGCUGGCAACCAUGAUCAUGUGGAGGGCGAUGAGGAUGACGUUCAGCUGCAUGUCAACCAAAUUGCUAAAGAUGAUGACCAUGGCGAACAUGCGCAUCAUGCUGAAGCAGGUGAUGCUCAGGAUGAGGAUGAAGCAUUCCUUGGUGGUAAGCAAACAUUCACUGUUCGUGAUGCUGCUUUGGGUGUGGAAGUUCCUCCUCUCUCUGAUAUGACAAGAGGAGGCAUAUCGCCUCGCGCGCACACUGCUGACUUGUUUGCUUUCAUUCAAGGAGCUUCGCAUGAUGGUGGUGAUGAUGUCAAUAUGACAAGGCCCGCUGAAGGCGAUGCUAUGGUAUCCUCCAUGGCAGCUGGGGAGGCGGGCGGCGAGGUCGCUACCGAACCCGCAGGAGUUGCAAUGGACACUUCCUCAUUGGUUGGAAAUGAACCUUCUGCUGGUGAAACCACCCUCCUACCCGCUGUUGCAGGGGAGCAACCGAGUUAUUCCGAGGGUGUCCUUUCUGUGGAUGAGCAUUCUGCAUCCCAAUCUGCUGCUUUUGAUUCUUCCUCUCAUAAUGAUGCUCAUGCCUCAGAUUCUGUUGCUGACCCUACUGCUGACCAUGAUGAAUAUUCCGAAAUGCAGGUUUACCCAGGAUCAUCUCAACCUUACCCCCCAAAGCCAAAAUCAUUGCAGGCGGCUUCAGCCGAACAGACUCUACUUGAUGUGGAAUCGCAUGAGGCUACUCAAAUCGACGACAGCCAGAUGACGCAAAUCAUCGGUACGCCACCUCCUCAGUCAGAGCAUCUUCCUGAACCUCCUGCUUCGCCAUACGAAGAAACCCCUGCCACUGUUACCAAAACUGACGCCAAGAUCGGCAAGACACCAUCUGCCAACAGACUGUCUAUAUCAUACGCCCGCGGUAUUCGGCGCCUUGUGGUGGAUGCUGAAGUUGUGGAAAGUUUGAAGCUCUUCCGGCAAGAGGGCCGUAUCGAGGUGUCAUUAAAACUUAGUAAGGAGAAAGACGAUACUCUCAAGGGUGUUUUGGUUGAAGGUCUUUCUGAUGUCACUAAAUCCUACCUUGUGCUCCCAGCACCCUCUGAUCCCUCCGUUGAGCCUGACCCCACCGUUCCUCCCUUUGGAAAUGUUGAAACACCAGCCACGCUACAGCUAGUUGUAUACCUUGAUACUGCUCGGCCUUUGUCUGAGCCAAAAUGGGCCAAAUCUGGUGAUAUUCAAGAUUGGUUGAAGAGCAUGUUUGGUCGCAUGUUCUGGGUCGCUGGAGAGGCUGCCGAAGGAUGGGAAAAGAAGAUCCAUGUCGUUGAUCCCGACCCGCCUCCGACCAUCUGGACUGUUCUCGAUGGCUGGGCUACCAACUCUCCUGUUGGUGCUCUGAAUGAGCGACAGCGCUUCUUGAAGACGCAUAUGACAGAGUCUGAUAAUAUUUUGGAAAUUCUGUUGCGUCUUGUUCGUGGAGAAAGAGCCACAGCAUUCUCUCAGUCCACUCCGACUAUAUCUGCUCCAAGUGUUUCUGGUCCAUUGUUAUCUGCGUUGACUCAUGGAUCUGCUCAUGGUGCUCAGCAAACCCAUGUGUCACUGGCUGUCCUGGCGAUGUUCCGACUAUGCGUGGAUUAUGCGCAAAAGGCGUUGGGAGACAAAGGCAAAACGGACGUUGAAGAGCAUAUGGGAGAAAUCAUUAGAUGUCUUCCUUCGCACCUCGUCUAUAAAAGUCUGGACGGCAUUUUCAAGGAAUGGAGGGUCGAAAAGAAGGGCCGCUGA